Messenger RNA from Branchiostoma floridae (Florida lancelet), 3907 nucleotides. RefSeq names its product MAM and LDL-receptor class A domain-containing protein 1-like. Gene Ontology annotation, biological process: protein ubiquitination. NCBI's taxonomy places the organism in Eukaryota, Metazoa, Chordata, Leptocardii, Amphioxiformes, Branchiostomatidae. The transcript is spliced from 24 exons. The record is from RefSeq and is a predicted model, not a curated record. Gene Ontology annotation, molecular function: protein binding; ubiquitin-protein transferase activity. Gene Ontology annotation, cellular component: membrane. Bases 98 to 3601 code for a protein of 1167 amino acids.
ACAGGUUAGCUGCGUCUAAUUUUUGGCGAGGAAGACUUCCUUGUGUUUCUCUGCUCAUGACACUGUAUUACACUGUAUUACAUUACUCAAAGGCAACAUGAAGCACCAUACAACGUGGACGUCGACUCUACUUACUAGUCUUAUUGCUAUAAUCGGUUUGAUGUGCGGGGCAUAUAGUACUGACCCCUGUACUGACUACCGCGAGCUAAACCAAGUCAGGCGGAGUUCAGCAGCCGAGGUACAGGCCGGACACUCUCUCCUGUGUGACAACACCCUAUCAAAAGACUGGUACCGGUUCAUAAGUUAUGUCGGCGGUGAGAUCCCUACAACAUGUGUGGAGCCGUACCACUGUGGAACCCAGGUUCCUAUAUGGAUGAACGGAACACUACCGACAGACAGUACUGUAGUCAACAGAACGGUUUGUCCUAACUACGGUGUGCCGGGGAAUUGUUGUCCUUUCCCGUGGAACAUCCAGGUCAAACGGUGUGUGGAUACACAAGGGGUUUUCUACGUGUACGAGUUGGUGCCAUCGACUAGCUGUUCUCAGGCCUACUGUGCAGGAACACUCCCAAUAUGUCCAGAAGGAGAGGUGUAUGACCAAUACAACGACAUUUGUUUGGAAACCCGGCACCCAGUGCCCUGUGACUUUGAGGCUAUAGGAACUUGUGAGUGGCACCAACAGACAGAUGACGAGUUUGACUGGGUGAAACAAACAGCUGGAGAAGGAGACAAUCAUCUUCCUACAGAUGGAGGACAUUUCCUGUAUGUUGGUAGUGACACCGGUCAGCAGCCAUUGGAUACAGCCAAAAUUAUCGGUCCUGUCAUUGUACCGUCUGUGGUUCGGCCGUGCAAUAUGACAUUUAGUUACUACUUCUCUGGGCCAGACGCCGGAGACCUGGACGUGUUUACCCGUCAGUACUACACAGGAGUGGAGAGGUCGGCAUGGCAGGAGUCAGCGGGAACUGCAGGGGUGUGGGCACAGGGAACUGUCUCAUUUCAGGAGCAAGACCCGUUUCAGGUGAUUCUUCAGGGUGUGAUCGGGUACAGUCGAGAUGUCAGGAUUGCAAUUGACGAUAUUUCGUUCUCAUGGGACUGUGUGCGAGAAGUUGACGGGAGUGUCCGCCUAGUUGACGGUUCUCGGUUCGACGAAGGCCGUGUGGAGAUCUACUACAACCACCGCUGGGGAACCAUCUGUAACAUCGGCUGGACACAGACUAGCGCUGAUGUGGUGUGUGCUCAACUGGGGUACAGGGCGUCUGUCUGGACAGAUUCAACGUACCCUGCGCCUGAUUCAACACCCAUCCUACUAGAUGACGUCACCUGCGACUCCAGGAACAAGUCUAGAAUCACGGAAUGUCGCACGAAGCCGUGGGAAAACUGGAGUCCGCUUUGUAACCACGCAAGGGACGUUUCUGUAAGAUGUGUGGGUCAGUGGCACCAAUGCAGACCAGACCAGUUUGUAUGUGACAACGCUGUCUGUCUGCCUCAAACUACCCAGUGUGACUUCACAGACGACUGCGGGGAUCGAAGUGAUGAAAGUGAUUGUGGAAGCUACCCUGGAAGAUGUAACUUCCAGAAUGGCUUGUGUAACUGGAUCCAACUGAAAAGUGACAGUGCCGACUGGACACGGGGACUUGGUGGGUCAGAAACUGGGGUUCCGUUGGUUGACCACGAGGGUAAAACAGAUGGAUAUUUCCUGUACCUAACUGGCGCAAAGGAAGCAACUUCCUACUUGCUGCUUCCUACAUACUUCAUUUCCAAUAAUAACAACUGUUCACUGUUGUUUCACUACUACAUGAACAUCGGCGACGCAAGCCUGUCUGUUCGUGUCGCAUCAAGGACGGGAGCGAGGCUAGAAUGGCAGCAAAGUGUUCCACAAGGUCCUACCUGGCUCAAACAAGAGGUGCCAAUCACAGAAAGAACAACAUUUCAGGUCUCUUUCCAAGGGUAUAUUGGGACGCCGUCUGAGGGGUCGAUAGCUAUAGAUGACAUAACGUUAACGCCCGGCUGUAUUAUUGAUAAUGACGGUUGUACAGCGACAUCGGCCACCUUUAAAUGCGGCAGUGGUGAAUGCAUUUCAUUGGACUAUGUGUGUGACUAUCAAGAUAACUGCGUGGAUGGAAGCGACGAAUCAGACUGCAAUAAAGGACCAGGACGAUGUAAUUUCGAAGAAAACUGGUGUUCUUGGUCAGCUGGUUCAGGUGACAUAGAAUUCCAACGGGGCAGAGAAUCAACAAGUACUAGUGGCACUGGGCCAACGGUGGACCACACUCAUCAAAACCCAAUAGGCUUCUACAUAUUCAUCGACUCGUCAGGCAGCCGUGAAGGAGAGAAAGCCCAGCUCGUCAGUCCUGUCUUUACGGAUGACACCUUUUGUCAGUUUCGAUUCUUCUACCACAUGCAAGGCCGUAACAUCGGCAGUCUGCAUGUUCUGGUAAGGGAUGUGAAAAAUGGAUCAACGGAAGAAGUGUGGAGACGACAGGGCCAACAGGGGAGGGGCUGGCUCUUUGGUUCGGUCAGCAUUGGCACUAAGAACAGGAACUAUCAGGUUCUUCUAGAAGCCGUGGUUGGGAAUGGAGACCAGGGUGACAUAGCUGUCGACGAUGUGUCUUUCGCCACAUAUUGUACUCUCCACACAGAAGGUGACCGAGAUGGGAUGUCGUCCACAUCAGUCACAAUCAUCGCUGUGUCCAGCGUGGCAGUAGUGCUGGUAGGCAUCGGUCUGGCCGUCGUCAUUGUCUACUGGAGACGUAAGAAGAUAAAGAAAGAAAGAUAUCGCAACAACAACCAGAAUAACAGCCACCAGCUUGAACGUCAGCCAGCUCGACCAGAACUUGGAGAUGGGAACCUCAGAACCUACGAAGACUUAAGGGGGAUGACUACAAAUAAUUAUGAGUCCUUAAUUGAUGCAGGACGGUCUGUUCCUCAAGCAGAAAAGUUUGAACCUGACGGAGCAUACGCCAUUCCUGCAUACGCGUCAUCCAAAGAUCUAUUCUCAGUGGACAGCAGCAGCCAGGCGUCACUGGUGAAGAACACCGUUGGUAUGGCAACGGCUGGGAACGAAAAUAACUACACGAUGUUAGUUGAUGACCAACUUCGGAACUUCCUGAAGAUAAACGGCUUCGAUGACUACAUCAACAUCAUGGCAGAAAAUCAUUUCACGUAUGAACACCUUCAGUCACGUAAAGAGGUAGACCUGAUAAACAUCGGCGUACCUCUUGCUAAAGCACAUGCUAUUCUGUCAGCUUUCCGGGGCGAGGGGACCUACGAAUAUACUAGGUCCAAUGAAAUUAUCCCCAGUAAAUAUAUCUGCCCGAUAAGCAACAGUGUAAUGAAAGACCCAGUGCGUGCAAACGAUGGUUGUAUCUAUGACAGGGCAGCCAUAACUGCUUGGUAUGAAAGAAAUGGCUGCACACCAAACCUGAAAGCUCAUACGCUAGACCUUCAGCCAGUUGACGAUCUACGUGAAGAGAUUGAAAAAUUCCGCAAAAGGCGUCAGAACAGGGCAAAUAACAGUCAGUCUGGUCAUGAUGUUAGACCGGACUCUGCUCAGUCAGACUCAUCCAGGUGUGCCACUCCAAUGACAGAUGUUGACUGCUAAGUUUCACACAGAACUUACGGAACGCCAUGUUCAACUUUAACUGGUUUCUUGGACGUUUGUAAAAAAACGUCUACUCUUACUAGAAAGCCACAUGAGUCGUAAUGUAAACAAAGGGAUAAGAAAGUUAGCAGUGGCAUGUAUUGGUGGCUACACGUAUUGUUACGCCAUUAGUUUAAUUAUACUAUAUAGCUUGUUGUCUUAUAGAAUAUACUUAGUUUCCCUUACAUUGUACUUAUACAAUAUACUUAGUUUGCCUUACAUUGUAACCGUUUACAAAUGUUGUGCAAUAAACCUGACUUGACUUGA